AAUAUACCUUUUUUAUUUUGUAUGUCUUCAUUCAAUGUUUCCAUUUCCUUAUUUUACUGAUUGCCACAGCAGGUAGAACUUCCCAUUAAAUCACCGGUAUCAGCUUUUGAAUUCUUGGGCCAUAAGAACAUUGACUUCGUAUGCAUUUGUGUUUUUGUGAAUCCACUGUCCUUUGAGGUCUGUUGUGAGUGCAUAAGUUUGUGGGUAUAGAUAUGGCUGUGGCGUUUACGCGUCGCUCUUGGUGGUUGUGGAGUGGAAAGCAUCAAGAGCCUAAAAUCUCGAACGGGUCUUCUUUAAAUUCUGCAUCUGAUUUGGGUUUGUGGGAAUCAGAUUCUGUGAAAUUCCCUUUGGUUAAUGGAGGCAAUAUGGGUUCCUCGUCUAGAAGGGUUAAGCGAAAAUGGCAAAGUCGGGAAGAAAGAAAAAUUGACCAUGAAUAUGAUGUGGUUGUGGUGCCAUCAGAUGGUGGUUGUGUUUCUGGGUCCGAGUCUGAUGAUUCGGAUUGGUCAGUUGGAUGGUUGGAGCCUUAUGGCCCUGGGUUCGAUAGUGACAAUGAUUCAGAUGAUAGUUUUGCUGUGUUGGUUCCUUGCUAUGGUCGUGGGCGUGAGGAAAAUUUUAAGGACAAGUUUCUAGACACUAUUGGAAAUGUCCCAGAUAUGUAUGCUGCUGAGAACAAGUACACGGAACAAUGGCUCUCCUCUCUCAGGAGCAGCUGACAUUCCAUGAAUGGCUCUCCUAUCUUCGUCAUGCCAUUCCGGCUUCUUCUUCGCCUUCUGUAUGGACUUCCUACUAUUAUAACCAACCCGGGAAAAAAAUUCAAAAAAGAAAGAAGAGAAGAAACCAAAACUAUAGCUCAAGGAAAAGAGGCAAAAAAAAAUAAACUAAAAAAACCCGGCUUUAUUGGAAUCUUGCUAGUAGCAUAGGAUUGGCUUAUGUUGGGGUUUGAACUGAUACUAGUUUAUGAGGCAGAGAGGUUAGUAGCGGAUCGUAUGAUUCUCUAUUUCUUUGGUACAGAGUUGACCCGGAAAGAACCAAAGAGUGGCUUGUCGUCUGCUUGCUGAGCAAGGAUGGACGGUCUUGAUGUGAAUUUUGUGGAAUAAAAAUGGAACCAAAAACAAAAUAAAAUGAAAGAAGAAGGAAAGUGUGUUGUGUUCUGUGAAUGGAUAUUCUUUGAUGUAACUAUUAUUCACUGUGAAUGGAUUUGA
Messenger RNA from Camellia sinensis, 1202 nucleotides. NCBI's taxonomy places the organism in Eukaryota, Viridiplantae, Streptophyta, Magnoliopsida, Ericales, Theaceae. The record is from RefSeq and is a predicted model, not a curated record.